AUUUAUAUAUAAAUGCUAUAUUUUAUUUCUUCAUGGUUUAAAAAAUUAUUUAAUCCAUUCCCCCUUUUUAAAUAAUACCAAUGUCACUAGUUAAUUCUUUCUCAACCGAAUACUUGGCAAUUUCAUUACAUUCUCGGCUGGAUAGAAGAAAUAUAUUUCCACCAUUAUUUAAUGAUCCGGAAUUAUACGUUCCUCCAGCAGAAGAUAAUUUUCGAAAAAGAAGGCCUCCUAAUCCAUUUUUAAUAUGUAAAAAAAAUGUCCAUGAAGAAGCAAAAUUAAAGGGUUCUUAUAAUAUGCGUAUAAUUACUAAAGCUACAAGUAUUUUUUGGAAAAAUGCUUCACUUGAAGAAAAAAACUGCUAUAAAACUAUAGCUAAACGUGUUGCCGAUAUUUAUUAUGGAAGAAAAGCUUCUUUUUAUAAAAUUAUUACUUUCCAAUUAUUACCGCCUACUCCUUCAAAUUAUUCGGUGGAAACAAAUCCUUCCUUUUUUCCUCCUACAACUUCUCUUUAUCCAUCUACCGUGAAUAAUAAUUAUCCCAUUUCUUUUAACUAUACUCAAAUUGAUCCAGAUCAAUUUGUACCACCAUAUAAUACUUUUAUAUUUAUGUAGGUUCUUUUAUCUGAUGUUUUUAAAUAUUCUUUCUUUUGAACCAAAUUUUUUUUUUU
Rhizophagus irregularis DAOM 181602=DAOM 197198 is the source of this 667-nucleotide messenger RNA. RefSeq lists its product as uncharacterized. The record is from RefSeq and is a predicted model, not a curated record. Lineage: Eukaryota; Fungi; Glomeromycota; Glomeromycetes; Glomerales; Glomeraceae.